AAAGAGAAGUCCACCACACAUCCCCCCCCCCCCUUCCCCUCCUCACCUUCCCUUCUCCGGUUCUCAGAUUCCACCCAAUCCGCCGCUGCGUCGCGUGUGCUGUUCGGCGAAAUUCCAAGCCCCAAUUCCCCACAUCUCAUGGUUCUCUCUCCCAUCGCCUCCGCCGACGUCGACCGCCUCCUUUGCUGCUGUCGCCGGUGUUGUUGCUGUCGCCGGUGUUGUUGUUGUUGAGGGGGUAACGGUGGUGGUGGUGGUGGUGGUGAGGGGUUAGAGGGGCUAGGGUUGCGGAUUUGCGGCCAAUUGGUUGGGGGAUUUCGAAGGGGGAAUGGAUCUCUCGCGGCCGGAAUCGUCGGACCUGUCGCUGGGUUUCCACUCGCUCGGCCACGCCCGCGGGCACGCGGUCACGGGGCCGCUGCGGCUGUUCGAUGACAUGGAGGACGCCAAGCCGGAGAAGAGCGUCGGUGGCGGCGGAGGAGGAGGGGGAGGAGGAGGCGAGGAGGAGGAUGGGGAGGAAGGGGGCGACCAGCACUUCUCCCUCCUCGGCCACGCGCUCUGCGUCAAGCGUCCACGCCGCGCGCUCUACGGAGGCGGAGGCGGAGGCGGGGCAGGAGGUGGAGGAGGAGGAGGAGGGGAGGCGUCCUCCUGCUCGUCUUCCUCCUCGUCGCUGCACCCGGCGAAGCGGCAGGCGACGGCGGAGCGCGGCGCGGAUCUGGAGGCCCGCCGCGGCGCCGUCCGCGCGUGGGGCAACCAGGCGCUGGCGGAGGCCGACCCGGACGUGCACGCGCUGAUGGAGCUCGAGCGCGACCGCCAGGUGCGCGGGAUCGAGCUGAUCGCGUCGGAGAACUUCGUCUGCCGCGCGGUGCUCGAGGCGCUCGGCAGCCACCUCACCAACAAGUACUCUGAGGGCCAUCCCGGGGCUCGGUACUAUGGCGGGAACCAGCACAUCGACGGCAUCGAGCGCCUCUGCCAUGAGCGCGCCCUCGCCGCCUUCGGUCUCGACCCCGCCUGCUGGGGGGUCAACGUCCAGCCAUACUCCUGCACCUCUGCAAACCUAGCUGUUUACACAGGUCUCCUCCUGCCCAAGGACCGUAUCAUGGGGCUCGAGCCGCCUUCCGGUGGCCAUGUCAGCCACGGGUACUACACACCAAGUGGUAAGAAGGUGUCUGGAGCAUCCAUAUUCUUCGAGAGCUUGUCGUACAAGGUGAAUCCGCAGACUGGGUAUAUUGAUUACGACAAGCUUGAGGAGCGGGCAAUGGAUUUCCACCCUAAGAUUCUCAUAUGUGGUGGGAGCUCAUACCCCAGGGAGUGGGAUUUUGCACGGAUGAGGCUCAUUGCUGAUAAGUGCGGUGCGGUGCUCAUGUGCGAUAUGGCACAUAUCAGCGGGCUUGUUGCGGCCAAGGAAUGCCGUAGUCCCUUUGAUUACUGUGAUGUGGUUACAUCAACUACUCACAAGAAUCUGAGAGGUCCUAGAGGUGGUAUAAUAUUUUUCAGGAGAGGGAAAAACUUAAGGAGGCGUACUGGAUCUUUUUCUCAAGCGGAUGAGAAUGAUUAUGACUUCGAGGACAGGAUAAAUUUUGCAGUUUUCCCUUCAAUGCAAGGAGGACCCCAUAAUAAUCAUAUUGCAGCCUUGGCGAUAACUCUGAAGCAAGUAGCAACACCUGAAUACAAAGCAUACAUCAUACAAGUUAAGAAAAAUGCCCAAGCUUUGGCAUCAGCCUUACUCAGAAGAAAAUGCAGAUUGGUUACUGGUGGCACCGAUAACCACUUGGUACUUUGGGACCUCAGAAAUUUAGGCUUGACUGGAAAGAACUUUGAGAAGGUCUGUGAGGCAUGCCACAUCUCCAUAAAUAAGAUGCCGAUAUAUGGGGAUAAUGGCUCAAUAUCUCCUGGGGGUGUUCGGAUUGGAACACCUGCAAUGACUACUAGAGGUUGCUUGGAAGAUGACUUUGAGGUGAUCGCAGAUUUCCUCAUCAGAGCCACCCAAAUAGCUAGUAAUCUUAUGAAAGAACAUGGAAAAAUGCAGAAGGAAUUCCUGAGAGGCCUACAGAACAAUAAAGAUAUCAUAGAACUCCGUAACCAGGUUGAGAAUUUUGCAUCGCAGUUUGCAAUGCCAGGUUUUGAUGUAUGAGUGUGCAUGUAUGUGUACAUAUCUUGGUGAGGUUGUCCAGAUUCAUCAGGAAUUAGCAACCGUUUCACUCUUUGCCGAAGUGUUUCUUUCAACAGGAGCAGAAUAGGGAAAGAUCGUUUUUUCUUUUGUUGGAAAUUGGUCUUGACUGAAGCUGUACAUGCAUACUUCUGAGUUGUCAUUUAUGUAACGUAUUGAACCUUCAUAUAACGGCUUUGUAUAGGAGAUAAUUUUCCUCCAUGCGUAAGGAUCUUAAAUCUAUUUUGUGUUUAUGUCUA
This is a messenger RNA of Oryza sativa Japonica Group (Japanese rice), 2403 nucleotides long. RefSeq names its product serine hydroxymethyltransferase 7. NCBI's taxonomy places the organism in Eukaryota, Viridiplantae, Streptophyta, Magnoliopsida, Poales, Poaceae. Gene Ontology annotation, biological process: L-serine catabolic process; folic acid metabolic process; tetrahydrofolate interconversion. Gene Ontology annotation, cellular component: cytoplasm. Gene Ontology annotation, molecular function: zinc ion binding; pyridoxal phosphate binding; glycine hydroxymethyltransferase activity. The record is from RefSeq and is a predicted model, not a curated record.